Branchiostoma floridae (Florida lancelet) is the source of this 1135-nucleotide messenger RNA. RefSeq names its product ragulator complex protein LAMTOR5 homolog. Gene Ontology annotation, biological process: positive regulation of TORC1 signaling; cellular response to amino acid stimulus. Gene Ontology annotation, cellular component: lysosome; cytoplasm; Ragulator complex. Gene Ontology annotation, molecular function: guanyl-nucleotide exchange factor activity. NCBI's taxonomy places the organism in Eukaryota, Metazoa, Chordata, Leptocardii, Amphioxiformes, Branchiostomatidae. Bases 126 to 407 code for a protein of 93 amino acids. The record is from RefSeq and is a predicted model, not a curated record. The transcript has 4 exons.
AUAUUUUAAUCUACACCCCCGUAAUAAGAAAUGGACUAUUUCUCCCGUGACUUUUUCUCACACGUUGGUCUAAAUCCUGAAACUUGUCUCCGUUCUCGGUCUAGGAUUGUUGCUGGGGUUUCAAAAUGGAGAAAGAGCUGGAUAAACACCUGGAGGAAACGAUGAACACCCACGGUGUACUGGGUACCCUGUGUGCUGACCAACAUGGCCUGUGUCUGGGAGCCAAAGGCUCAGUGUCCACUGACGCAGCCGGAAUGGUCACCCGGCUGUCCGAGCUGGCCGGGCAACUGGACCCAUCCUCGGAAGAGGAUCCAAUCGUCUGCAUCGAGUCAGACGCGUCGACCUUGAUGAUCAAAAAGCAUGAUGACGUCACAAUGGCGAUACACAAGGCCAAAGUACCAACAUAGUUCCACAGGAUCCAGAGAUUCUACCAUACUGUACAGGGUUAUUAUGACCAACUUAUUGAGUACAUAUAUCAAUGUUAUGAUAGUAAGAUGGAACUAGAAUAUGUUGAUGCCCCAAUGACAUAGCUUCUUUUGAAACAACAGUAUGUCCAUGUUAAAGGAAGUACCAAAGUGACUUUGUUUUUAUUUUUGAGCAGUCAUAUUUUCAAUAUGUACCUGUAAAGAACAACCAUGAUGCUGUUCUCAUUUCUAUAUGACCUACAAUAUUGAUAGCAAUACCCUUUCUGUCUAAAAGGGGAGGUGGGUACAUUGAAGAGGUUGGGGCAGAUAUUAAGUGGCCCUGAAUAAAUAGUCAAGUUUGAAUGUUCUGAUUUCACACAUACUGACCUAGGUGUGAAAAUGUGAAGUUUGACCCAGCAUAUUUGUACAUGUACAUGACUGUAAAGAUGCUUAUUGGUGAUGAAACUGUGCUCUGUUACAUUGUCUGAAAAAUAUUGCUAGCUAUAGGGGUAUCAAUGGAAAGCCUAUUUAGUACUGGUUGAUAAGUAAUCUUACUCUGAUUAGCAAGAACCUGUUCCUUUCAAAAUUGGUGAUACAUAUAUUUUUUCUGGUCUCCCCUGUAUUUUACACAGUCCAGACAGCUAGAAUUAGGAGAAGUUUCCCUGAUGCAACACGUCAAAAACAGUCGGAGCCAAACCUCUGCUUGGAGAGUAAUGUAUGUCAUCAAUAUC